This is a messenger RNA of Juglans microcarpa x Juglans regia, 1247 nucleotides long. Its product is annotated as chlorophyll(ide) b reductase NOL, chloroplastic. NCBI's taxonomy places the organism in Eukaryota, Viridiplantae, Streptophyta, Magnoliopsida, Fagales, Juglandaceae. The record is from RefSeq and is a predicted model, not a curated record. The transcript is spliced from 13 exons. Gene Ontology annotation, molecular function: oxidoreductase activity. Bases 76 to 1125 code for a protein of 349 amino acids.
GACGGUCCUAAAAUCAAUGAAAUCCAUGUACGAAGCUUUUAUCCAUUUUAGCUCUUCGGGUUUCUUCUUUGAGCAAUGGCGAUCACUCCUUCCCUUCACUUCACUUCCCCAUCCCUCUCUCCUCUUUUUUCCCCCAAAACCCACGGCUCCUUCCUCUCUCCUUUCUCUCAACCACAAAAUUCCAUUCGUAAACUUGACUGUUGCAGUUUUCUUAACGUUUGUUCCCGCCAGAAUUCCCCAUGUGCCGUGAAUUUGAACUCUCGGAUUGUAAAGGCCCAAGCCUCUCUUCAAGGGGAGCCCAUGGUUCCCCCUUUCAACGUUCUGAUCACUGGGUCGACCAAAGGAAUAGGGUAUGCACUGGCUAAAGAGUUUUUAAAAGCUGGCGACAAUGUCAUAAUUUGCUCAAGAUCAGCUGAACGGAUUGAAUCUGCUCAUCAGAGCCUGAGAGAAGAAUUUGGGGAGCAGCAUGUGUGGGCUACCACAUGUGAUGUUAGACAAGGACAAGAUGUGAAGAAUUUAGUUGCAUUUGCACAAAGAAACUUGAACUACAUUGAUAUAUGGAUUAAUAAUGCAGGAUCAAAUGCAUAUAGCUAUAAACCAUUGGCAGAAGCUUCAGAUGAAGAUCUUAUCGAUGUUGUAACUACAAACACCCUCGGGUUGAUGAUAUGUUGUCGAGAGGCAAUAAAGAUGAUGUUAAACCAACCGAGAGGGGGUCAUAUAUUCAACAUUGAUGGGGCUGGUUCAGAUGGAAGACCAACCCCUAGAUUUGCUGCAUAUGGAGCUACAAAACGAAGUGUGGUGCAUUUAACAAAAUCAUUGCAGGCAGAACUGCGGAUGCAAGACGUUAAAAAUGUGGUGGUGCAUAAUUUGUCGCCUGGAAUGGUCACAACCGAUCUUCUAAUGUCUGGUGCUACCACGAAGCAGGCCAAGUUUUUCAUCAAUGUUUUGGCAGAACCUGCUGAAGUGGUCGCAGACUACCUUGUUCCUAAUAUCAGAUCUUCUGUUGCUAAUGGAUCAAUGAAGCCCACUUACAUUCGUUUCCUCACUGGGAUAAAAGCCUACUCCCAGAUAUUCUCAAGACUUGCUUUUGGUGCCAGAAGAAACAGAUAUCUGCUUGAAGAUUGAAGUUUCAUUCGGUCCAUUUUUUUGUAUAUCUUGUCUAAACUACAGGUCUUCUUGCUGUAACAUUGCCACUAUCAUUUUCCAUUUUUGUAUUCUUUACAAUUAAGCCAAAUCUUUCAGGUAAA